Molecule: messenger RNA, 730 nt
Organism: Pocillopora meandrina
Lineage: Eukaryota; Metazoa; Cnidaria; Anthozoa; Scleractinia; Pocilloporidae
Source: the annotation of a GenBank genome assembly
AUGGAGGCACAUGCGCAGAAAAUUGCGAUGACAUUAGGAAACAAUACAACUGCACAUGUCCACAGCAUUACCAGGGAAAGAGAUGUGAGAUAUUCCAUCCAAGAGUCAAUUCAUGCCUAUCUUAUUAAAGCUGAAACCAGAGUCUAAGUCAGGCGUGUAUAAGCUUAAUGAUACGGCUCAGAGUUAUUGUGAUUUUGACUCGAAACCCAGAAAAGUCUGGACUCUCAUCGAGUCAUUCUCUUUAGGAAAUAAGGAUUUUUACAACCAAAAGCCUUUAUAUUACAACUUUCCCAGAAACGAGACAAGAUUCAACUGGAAUGAUUAUCGAGUAUCCUACCAAGCAAUGGUCAACAUCCGACACAACUCGACGCACUGGCGAGUGACGUGCAAUUUCCCGUCAGGCCUUAAUUUCACCGACUACGCACGCGCUACUCUCCAAGACACGGACAUCCUGACAUUUGUCAAUCAAGACAGCUGUCAGAGGUACGAGUACAUCUCAGUUCGAGGAAGAAGUUGCACUAAUUGUUCGGGGAUGCUUGUGCAGCGAGAUACCCAACAUAUGCAUACUGAUUCGUACUGGAGCGGAAAAAACGGUUGCUCUUGGGAUCCAAGUACAGGUGCCCUGGAGCACGAAGAUAACUUUGGAUUCUAUGACAUUAUCAAUCCUAAACACAAGUGCACUGAAAAUUCUUUUUCCACCACGCAAUGGUGGCUUGGUGCGGAGCUCUAA